Sander lucioperca (pikeperch) is the source of this 1828-nucleotide messenger RNA. It is a transcript of the gene or104-1, whose product is annotated as odorant receptor, family C, subfamily 104, member 1. Gene Ontology annotation, cellular component: membrane. Lineage: Eukaryota; Metazoa; Chordata; Actinopteri; Perciformes; Percidae. The record is from RefSeq and is a predicted model, not a curated record. Gene Ontology annotation, molecular function: G protein-coupled receptor activity; olfactory receptor activity. The coding region runs from base 20 to 1018 and encodes 332 amino acids. Gene Ontology annotation, biological process: G protein-coupled receptor signaling pathway. The transcript is spliced from 4 exons.
UAAUAACUCUGCCUUCAGUAUGUUUCAAGUGGAUGAGAACUACACGCGAGUGUCAGAGUUUGUUAUAGUGGGCUUCCCAAGUCUCCAACCGCAGUAUUUUGACCUAGUGGCGUGGUUUUUCUUCUUCCUUUAUGUGACCACAGUGGUGGGCAACCUUCUGCUGGUGGUGUUGUUUUCUUUGGAGCACAGUCUCCAGAAGCCCAUGUACAUCAUCAUGGUCAGCCUGGCCCUCUCAGACAUUGGCUUUACCACAGUGGCUUUACCCAAACUAAUCGCUCGCUACUGGUGGAAUGAUGGGAGUCUUGGCUUUCAUACAUGCCUCUUCCAAAAGCACAUGCUCCACUAUUUUGGCUCCUUGAACUCACUAAUUUUACUGACAAUGGCCCUGGACCGAUAUCUGGCCAUCUGUUUUCCCUUUAGAUACCCGAUGUGGAUGACAAACCAAACCAUGACAGGCCUCACGCUCUUCUGCUGGGCGGUGGCACACAUCUUUACUGUCAUCAGCACCAUCAACUUUACCAUGAUGCCGUUUUGUGGGCCCAACAAAAUCAUACAGGUCUUCUGCGACACCUUGUCUCUUACAGCUCUAGUGUGUGGGAACCCCAGCCAACAAUUCAACGCCGCCUAUGCUUCAGCGAUGUUUAUUCUUUAUGUUCCUUUAGCUUUCAUCAUCUUUUCCUACAUUUGCAUCAUCAUCUCAGUAUUGCACAUGGCUAGUGGACAGGGCAGAAUGAAGACAUUCUCUACCUGUGCCACCCAGGGCUGUAUCAUUUGUAUCUACUACCUACCACGUUUCUUCGUCUACUCUACACCUUUCUUUCCUAACCUGAAGAUGACCCCUGACAAGAGUAUAGUGACCACCCUCUUCUACAGUCUUUUCCCUCCACUGAUCAACCCGUUCAUCUACUGUCUGAGAACCAAGGCGAUCAGGCGAAUAUUAACAGACUGGGUCCGGAGAUGUAAGAGCAUUAUUUCUUCAAAGCAUGGCCAAAUUGCAGCUGUCACCAAACCACACUGACAAGUGAUCCAUGAUUUUGUUGUUUAUAAACGCUUGCAUUAUAAUUUAUGAUUCAAUAUGAUAAUAUGUAUGAAAAUAGGUUAAGUAGACAUACUUAUACAAAAGAAAUUGUUUCAGUGGAAAAACCAAGGCAUACAUUUGUGUACCUUUGUUUUGUCCUGCUUUUACUCACCUAAUCUGUAUGUGUACCAAUAGUGCUUUAAUUCCAAAAUAGAAAGUCAUUCUGCAUUUACUAGUGUCAAGUCCUUGUGUUAAAAAUGUGAAUAUAUGCCACAACAAAAACAACAUGAUCCUCUAUAAGUCCUAUUAUUGCAAACUCAACUGUUAAGAUGUGGCGAGGGUGAAAGUUUGGGCAUUUUUGGACUAAUAGUCACAGAUGACAUUUACAUAGUUGGAAGCACCAUUUUGUCUGAGUCAUAAUUUUGUAGCAAAAUAUGCUUGCUGUGGUUGGACAUACUGUAAGAGACAGACAAUAUUUUAAUCCUUAUUAAUCAGAACACAGAGAAAGAGAGAAGCUGCAGACAUAUUAGAUACAGCCUGUCAAAACCAAAACAACAGAAAGUAGAUUUAUAAAAAUUGCACAUAUACAUACAAAUAUUGCGAAACAAAAGGGUAAAGAUCUCCAGCUAUUUAGGGACAAAAAGAAAGAACUUUACUUUCCCCUCAACAAAAACAACUAAGUACUUUGUCAGAAUCAUCCACCUAAAAUAACACACGCCACUUGGUGGAAGAUUUUAUCCAAAGCAACCCUCUACUGUGCAUCUAGCACUGGUGGUUUUAAAAUGUUGCUAUACAAAUAUUUUGCCAGAA